Aspergillus mulundensis is the source of this 1572-nucleotide messenger RNA. Its product is annotated as amidase family protein. The record is from RefSeq and is a predicted model, not a curated record. The transcript has a single exon. Bases 1 to 1572 code for a protein of 523 amino acids. Lineage: Eukaryota; Fungi; Ascomycota; Eurotiomycetes; Eurotiales; Aspergillaceae.
AUGAACUAUCUGACGGCAGCAUACGGAUCCGGAUCUUCCAAUGGCUCUGCCACGGCCACCGCGGCAAACUUCUGCGCUUUUAGCCUAGGAUCUGAAACGGUCUCUUCGGGAAGAUCGCCGGCGUCAAACAAUUCGAUCAUUGCAUACACGCCGUCAAGAGGUCUAUUGCCACUCCGCGGAGUGUGGCCGCUGUACCCAACGUGUGAUGUGCUGGUUCCUCAUACCCGCACCAUGUCGGAUCUCUUCAAGGUACUCAACGUACUAGCCAUCACGGACCAAAGCCCCGAAGGGGACUUUUGGAAUGAGCAAGGGUAUAUCACGUUGCCCCGUGCUGAGAGUGUCAGGCCUACGCGCUUCGAAGAGUUGAAAAGAUUGUCUUCCCUACGUGGCAAGCGGCUGGGGGUACCUUCUAUGUUCAUCAGCUCAGGAGACUUGCCAAAUAGCACACGCACAAGGCCUUCUAUUCUUAAGCUUUGGGAUUCGGCCAAGGCCGCCUUGCAAUCAUGUGGUGCAACGGUUGUCGAAGUAGACUUUCCUCUCCUCUCCAUAUAUGAAGCCAACAUUGAUCGCAACCAAUUGGUGAAUGUCAAGUCCCUCCCAGAGAGAUGGCCAGCAAAAGAAAGAAGCGACCUGGUUGCCCACGCCUGGGACGACUUCUUGAUCGCAAACGGCCAGCCGGGGCUAGACUCUCUGACCUGCGUGAACCCAGAUGAUAUUUUCCCUCUUGCGCCUGGGUCUCUCCGAGGAGCACCCCUCCCAUCAAACCAGCUCCAGUGGAAGCAGAUUGUUGAAUACCCGAAGACCAAGCCAGAUUCAAUUUUCGAUAUUCCGGAAAUGGAGCAAGCACUAAAGGCUCUGGAGAAUGCGCGAAAGGAGACGCUCGAAGAGUGGAUGGACAAGGAAGGCUUGGAUGCGAUAGUCUUCCCGGCGAACGCGGACAUUGGACGCGCGGAUGCGGAUGUCAAUCCUGAUUCUUCUCAGUUUGCGUGGGAGAACGGGGUCAAGUAUUCCAAUGGAAAUCAGGCUAUCCGCCAUCUGGGCGUUCCUACCGUUUCGGUGCCGAUGGGCGUGAUGGAGGAUACACAAAUGCCGGUCAACCUUACCUUUGCAGGCAAGGCGUACGAGGAUAACAAGCUCUUGGAGUAUGGUUAUGCGUUCGAACAGGCGACGAAGUACCGCUCGCUACCGAGGCUUGUACCUGAGCUGGACUCAGAUGUUUUGAAGAUCCCAGGCAAUCGAGGAGGCGCUGGUACUGGCUUUACCGAAACAGCGCAGAUCGAAGUGCAGGAGCAGUCUAAAGAAAUCACUGAUUCAACGGUUAGCGUCAAGGUUCAAGGGACUUUCAAUCUCACCGAGGAUAAUAAAUUGGAGCAGUUCAGCUGCUAUGUCAAUGGAAACCCAGUUGAGAUAAAGGUGGAAGAAGCACGAUGGAGUUUGGUGGAAACUUAUGCAAAAUCUGCUCGUGACAACAUGUGGUCCAGAUGGAGAAGCCCAGCUGCUCACCAGGUCAUAAUAAUUCUCGUUGCGCGCUUCAAAACAGCUCGUGCUGUGGGGAAAUUAUUAUUGCUCUAA